AUGCCCAACAGCACGGGAGACAAAUUUAAACCUAGCUCUUAUAUUCCCGUAUCGACAGCUGCUGGUCUUCUCGUGGGCUCUUCAACACUCUUCUUCGUAUUCACGUGCCCCUGGCUGGCAGAGAAUAUCUCACUCAGUUUUCCACUAUGCAUUGGCAUCACUUUUCUCUUUGUCAUUGCAAACUUCACCAUGGCAACAUUCAUGGAUGCCGGAGUGCUUCCAAGGGCCAGUAUGGAUGAAGAUAAGGAUGAAGAUGACUUCCAUGCACCUCUGUACAAGAAUGUGGAGGUGAGGAGUGUUCAGGUGCGGAUGAAGUGGUGCACGUCCUGCCACUUCUACAGACCACCACGCUGCUCACACUGCAGUGUGUGUGACCACUGUGUGGAGGAUUUUGACCAUCAUUGCCCCUGGGUGAACAACUGCAUUGGAAAGCGGAACUAUCGAUACUUUUUCCUGUUUUUGCUGUCCCUCAGCGUGCACAUAGCUGCUGUCUUUACUGGAGGCCUGUUCUAUGUCUUGGAUCAUGUGGAGAAUCUGUGGGAGCUGCAUGCAAGUGUUACUCUUGUUGUCAUGAGUAUGUCAGGCUUAUUACUCCUUCCUGUAUUGGGCUUGGCUUGCUUCCAUUUGGUUCUAGUGACCAGGGGGCGCACAACCAAUGAGCAGGUGACAGGGAAGUUCCAAGGCAGUGUCAAUCCAUUUACACGUGGUUGCUGUGGCAAUGUGGAAUAUGUCCUUUGCCGUCCUAUCACUCCCAGGUAUACUGGACAGUUUACUAAGAGAUUGUCUAUUCGAAUACAACCCCCGUUCCUGAGGCCAGACUGCAAUAAACUGACAUCUAUAAACAUCAGAGACAAUGCAAUCCAGGGCAAAAUACUUCCCACUGAGUAUCAGUUUACAGGAGGCUUGGAUGUGAUAGACAGUAAAGAACUAAGCAACCCACCUCCACUGCCUCCAAAACCUGACCCUGUCCUACUGAAAAGCCAUUUGGCAGCCCUAGAAGAGAGCUUGCUGUGCUCUAAGACUGCAAUGUCUUCAGGUCUGGACAGGAGUGAAGAUCACCCAGCUGUAGAGUCAAUUGAGAAAACACAUUACCAAGUGCCAAGAGAACAGAUUGGAAAGAUGAAUAACCCUCAACUGAGUGAUAGAUUCCAGGACCAGUCCUCUGAGACCUGUCUGAACCAGCUUAGACCCCCAGCUCAGCUGGCCAUGCAAACCAUCUCACAGCAGACAAACUCCCUUACGCUGUCGUCCCGGUCCCUUAGUCUCAGAUAUGCCCAUUGCAGAGGAGACAAAACCCAGCUCCCCAGUCCACAUGCAGAGGGAACUACCACUGUCUCAUCCCAGAGUAUCCUCUCCCCCAGUGCCCUUACUGGUUGUGGAGGCAGCCUCUCAUAUGACAACCUGUUGAAUCCUGGAGAUGUGGUCCAGCAUGGGGGUCGACUUAUUGGCUACCAAAGGCCUUUCCUUUCCCUUGACCUAGGCCUGGCACGGGUUCCUGACUUACAGCGCCAGCCUCCCAACAUUUGUGGCCCUGCGUUCAUGGGCAUCAACAGGCAAUCCCCCCAACCACGGGAGCACUCUCCCAUGCGCUACGACAACCUCUCAAAAGCAAUCAUGUCCUCCAUUCAGGAGCGCAGAGAGCUGGAGGACAGGGAGAAGUUGUUAAUCCUGCAGGACCACUCUCAGACCACAAUAACCCCAGACUCAGGGAUCUAUGACAUGCCCAACCGACGCAGUCUGCCCCCAGAGCUACGGCCACCGGCAUCUCGUGGCCUGACUCCUCCUGCAUAUGGCUCGCGGGAGUUUCUCAUGAGCAGCGCUGCGUACGGUUACGGGAGUAGGACAGGCCUGUCAUGCUCCUCACUGACCCGUGCCCCCAGGACCUCCAAUUCCCCAUUACAGGCAAACACAGGCAGCAGCAAGCAGGGCAGGUCACUGUCACCAUCUUACAAUUCUUUAGACCGCCAGCCUCAGCGCUCCUCCCUGGCCAUGCCCACCUCCUCAUAUGCCAACCACAGAGCCCUGGCAUUCAUCACUACCUCAGAGAAAAAAGACACAGAACAGCUUGAGGCCCCAAAGUGUGAAUCCUGA
Chanos chanos (milkfish) is the source of this 2091-nucleotide messenger RNA. It is a transcript of the gene zdhhc8a, whose product is annotated as zDHHC palmitoyltransferase 8a. The coding region runs from base 1 to 2091 and encodes 696 amino acids. Gene Ontology annotation, molecular function: palmitoyltransferase activity. Lineage: Eukaryota; Metazoa; Chordata; Actinopteri; Gonorynchiformes; Chanidae. The record is from RefSeq and is a predicted model, not a curated record. The transcript is spliced from 10 exons. Gene Ontology annotation, biological process: protein palmitoylation.